Molecule: messenger RNA, 1905 nt
Organism: Lycium barbarum (goji berry)
Lineage: Eukaryota; Viridiplantae; Streptophyta; Magnoliopsida; Solanales; Solanaceae
Exons: 6
Coding region: 1-1905 (634 amino acids)
Source: RefSeq, a predicted model, not a curated record
AUGAGAGAAUUUGCCCUUAUGAGCGGGCUAAAUUGUGUAGCCGAUGAAGGUGAAUUUACAUACGAUGAGGAAGAAUCGAAUAGGAUUAUGGAUGAAUAUUUUGGUGGAACUAGGAGUAAAGUAAAAAGAUUGGAGUUCAUUGAUUGCUUUAAGAAUAAGUGUUGGGGAGAUAAUGAUGAGGACGCUGUAAAGUUUGCAAUUUUGUUUUUUAUAAAUACAUACAUCUUUUGCGGUGAGCCUAGGAAAACGAGUAUACCAAGGGUUCAUUUUGAAGUGGUUGAGGAUGGAAGGUAUGUAGAUUAUCCAUGGGGUAAAGAAGCUUUUAACGAGUUGAUUAGAAGCAUCAGCAAGAAGUAUUCUGCCACAACACAGUAUUAUAGGAUCCAUGGGAUGCCACUGGCUAUGCAAGUUUGGCUUUAUGAGUGUUGUUCAAGAGUUCCAUCGUAUCUCGCUAUUAAAUCCGGAAAUUCCAUUCCAAGAAUGUUGAAUUGGAGGUCCAUCGACAGUCAGCCAAAAUAUAAUAUUUUGAUGGAAGGCAUUUUUAGAGACGGCAAACAGUCGAGUUGUACAUUUGCAAAUACAAUACCCACUAGCAGUGAGUUGGAGAGCCUCCAAUUGCCCGAUGUUGUUGUCUGUCGCGUUACAGUAGACAAAAAUGUCUUAGUUGAUGCCAAUGAAGGUACCCAAGUCACAGAUAUGUCAGUGGAUAACUUUGAUGAUUUCAGUACUACUCCCCCCCACCUUUCUAAGGGCAAACAGCAACAACGGACGAAUCAGACAGAUUCUCCACCUUCAAAGAGACGCAGACAACUUCCUACAACAGCUUCCACAUCUAAGAAACAACAAAUCCACACCGAACCACAGACAACUGUGAAGAAGAGUCACAAGGAUCAAAAGGUUGCUCAAAAGCCUAUUUUACAGAAGUCUGCUUCACCAAAGUUGAAUGAACAAAUGAAUAGACCCCAAAACACCACAGUCCUACGUGAUGUCCCUACUAUAUCCAUGAAAGAGGAAAUAAAAUUGCUAAGGAAAGAUUUUCAAGUCGUUGGUGAGUUCACAAGUGAGUUGUCAAAGCUUCGAACUUUCAUGGAUGACAACUUCAAGAAGUUAUUUGAAGCAAUCAAGGUGAACAAUUCUGCGGACAAGGCUGCCGAUAGUGAGGCGCCGGAGCAUCAAACUGAUGCUGGGCUACAGUUAACGCCUGAAGAAAACUUACGUCAUGAUUCUACCAUUCAAACAUCUCCUCCCAAACAUGAUGAUGAGUCAAUUAAGGGUGUUGGACCAAAGUUACAUGAGGAAGUUCCGGAAAUUGUAGUGACCGCCGGAAAUUUAAGAGCAGAUACACGUAAAGCUUCAUCUGAAGAGAUUAAUCGGACGGACGAAGGAUCUUUCAACUCAACAGAAGGAAUGGUCGCAGAGAUGCUCAUUGAGUUACCUCUAGAAACUCGUGUACCAGAAGCAGGUGCGGGAAUACAACCCGGGGACAUCACUGAUCAUUCAAUUUUAGAGACUCCACACAGGUUCGAUGAGAACAUUACUAAGUCACAAUGGUUGAUCCCUGACGAAAUGUUACCAAGCCAAAUAGGUUCGUCAGGAUUAUCUGUGUUUCAUCAAACGGGUCACAAAGGAUUUGUUAUGCCAGUAAUGUCUACUGAUAAAGGAAUACAACAGCCAGUGAUUAAUGCAGAAGUUGUAAUUGCUCAACCAGAUGUUAUUCCAACAAGGAUAGUCAAACCUAGUAAAUACUUCAGUUCACCUUACAUGACCAAUUACGGCUCUGCAGAAGCUUCUGUUCAAAACCCCACACCUUCCAUAUUUGAAAAGAAGCAUCCAUUUGUUGAAGAUCCAAUUAAUGGCCCGCGAAAUACUUCUCUUAUUCAACAAUACCGGAAUUGGCUUGAAUAG